This is a messenger RNA of Punica granatum (pomegranate), 1329 nucleotides long. The record is from RefSeq and is a predicted model, not a curated record. Lineage: Eukaryota; Viridiplantae; Streptophyta; Magnoliopsida; Myrtales; Lythraceae.
UAUAGUCCACACUUUGAAUUGAAUAGCAAGAAGGACAAUACUGUCAAGACCUAAAGAGUUCGGAGGUGUAAAUUGCAAAAUGGCCCUACCCACCUGAUCCUCGCCCAUCUCUUGUUAUUUUCCUGUUCGUUCUCCUCCGCCAUCUCCAUUGUCGAAGAAGGUACAAGAAGAACCCUGAACCCACUCUUGUCCUCCAUGACAGCUACCUCCUCGUCAGCUCCUCAGCACAGUUACGGUAGUUAAUGGACCGUUGGAAGGCUGUAUUGAAGGACCCAGUUUGCCCAAACAGCAGGGCUUGCUAUAGAGUUGCUGUCUCCCUGUGCAUUCAUCCUGCAUCGAAGACCCUUGCCGUACCUUCAGUUAAUGCCAUCUUCUUUAAUGGAGAUCGGGUUGAGGGGACUCGGAACCCGGUGAUUGAGAGACUAUCAGAUUUACAACAUCUUGCUGAUGUUCUCGUUUCGAAGUUCGGUGGCUCCACUAACGCUUGGGUGAUCGAGGCUUCCACUUUUAAUGGCCCUUUUGCGGUUUACAAGGAUUUCAUUCCGUCUGUCAAUCGCUACGGUGAACCAAAAGAGUACAGUGCCACUGGAUUUCCGGCCUCUGCAUCAAUUAUCUCCCUGUUAUCCAAGUGCAUUGAAAAGCAGGUAAACCAUCUUAUUAGAAAAGGCAAAGAACCAGGCCCUUCCAUCUCAUCUUCGACGCUAUCAAAUACACCCAAGUCUAUCAUCCUUGGAUUUAGUAAAGGCGGUACUGUGCUCAAUCAGCUGGUGACCGAGCUCAGCAGUUGUGACGUGACAUCUUCUAGCUACCCCUACUCCAUUGAAGUGCGGCAACAAUUUGCUGGAGAAGCUCCAACAGCGGUCUAUGCAUCCCAUAUUCUACCCACAACAAAGGAGAGCUUCUUAGGCAGUAUGACAGAUGUGCAUUACGUGGAUGUGGGCUUAAACUCUCCCGGUGCAUACAUAACAGAUCGUGAUGUGAUCAGUAGAAUCUCCGAUCGCGUUGCGCGAGGGGCCCACCCUGUUCAGUUUUUCAUUCAUGGGACUCCUAGGCAGUGGUGUGACAGAGAACGAGCUUGGAUACCAGAGGAGAAGGAUGUGCUUGUCGGUCUGCUCAAAUCGGAAUCUCUAAAGGUUGGAGGGAAACUACAGGUGAGUGAGAGACUUUAUUUUUCAGAUAGACCUCGUGAUCUCCAAAUGCAUUUCGAGAUAAUUGAGAAGUUAGAUGUCAGUGUAAACUCAUAGAAAAUAAAUUUGAAAUAAUGUAAUCCAUAUUACUAAAUUAUUAUGAGAAUUAUAGUACCAUAUGAUAAAUCAUGAUGAUUCCUUA